Molecule: messenger RNA, 560 nt
Organism: Scaptodrosophila lebanonensis
Lineage: Eukaryota; Metazoa; Arthropoda; Insecta; Diptera; Drosophilidae
Exons: 3
Coding region: 3-560 (185 amino acids)
Source: RefSeq, a predicted model, not a curated record
ACAUGUUUUCGCACCUUCUGGUGGCAUCGGGUGCUGCCCUCAUCGUACUUUGCGGAAUUUGUGCAGCAGAACGCUCUUGGGAAUAUGAGCCAAAAUCUGUGACGGGAAGCUCCUCCGACGAAGAGAAAUUGAAAUUAUCGUUUCGGGUGGAUCGAAUCAAACGUGGUGAAUACGCCAUGUCCGGUGAAAUCGACUGGAAUUACGAUGUCGGAGAUGACACUAUGAUUGAAGUACUGUGCUAUCGAAGUUAUACAGGCGGUAACGAUUGGAAAAUAAUGCCGUGGUCGAUGCCCUACCAAAAAUUUGAAAAUUUCGUUAACACGUUCUACAAAGAUAUAGUUAUAAAAAACUUUGGACAUUGCACAAAUUUGCCUCGAUACGAGAAAAAAUAUCAGCCUCCAUGGCCGAAGAAGCUUUAUGUGUUUGAUCGCUGUGUGAUGAAUGGUGAUGGUUUUCCUGAUCAUGUGCUUGAGGGUUAUUACAAAGUAAUUGUCAAUUUUACCGGUGAGGUUCAUUGGGUACUCACAGCUGUGGCCAAAGUGACAACAAAAUUGUAUUAA